CUUACCAAACAUAUAUACAUCAAAGCUUAAGACUCUUCUCUUGUUCUCUCCAAUGGAAUCAAAGAAGAAGCAAGUCCCGUUUGAGUUACUUCCAUGGUUAGUUGUUCAUAGCGAUGGGAAGUUAGAGAGACUAGGUGGAACUGAAGUUUGUCCUCCCGGUUUAGAUCAAGAAACUGGUGUUUUGUCUAAAGAUAUCAUCAUUGAUUCCAUAACCGGUUUAUCUGCUCGAAUCUAUCGACCUGAGUCGGUUCAACCCGGUCAGAAGCUUCCUCUUGUGCUUUAUUUCCAUGGUGGUGCGUUUCUCAUCGCUUCUGCUUCGUUUCCUUGUUACCAUACAAGUGUUAACAAACUCGUCGCUGAAGCUAAUGUCAUCGCUGUCUCUGUCAGUUACAGACUAGCACCAGAACAUCCACUUCCUAUAGCGUACGAAGACUCAUGGACCGCGUUAAAGACAAUUCAAACCAUGAACGAGCCGUGGAUCAAUGACUAUGCCGACUUCAACCGUUUAUUCCUAAUCGGCGACAGCGCGGGAGCUAAUAUCUCGCACCACCUCGCAUUCCGAGCCAAACAAUCCGAUGAGACCGCGAAAAUCAAAGGCAUUGGAAUGAUCAAUCCAUAUUUUUGGGGGACACAACCUAUUGAAUCAGAGAUCAAUGACAAAGGGAGGAAACAAAUGGUGGACGGAUGGUGGGAUUUCGUGUGUACAUCCGAGAAAGGAUCCGAUGACCCGUGGAUCAACCCGUUUACGGAUGAAUCCCCGGGUCUUGAAGGAUUAGGGUGUGAGAGAGUGAUGAUUGUUGUGGCAGAGAAAGAUAUAUUGAAGGAGAGAGGGAAGUUGUAUUAUGAAACAUUGGUGAAGAGUGAAUGGAGAGGUAAGGUUGAGAUGAUGGAGACAAAAGGGAAAGAUCAUGUUUUUCAUAUCUUCGAACCUGAUUGUGAUGAAGCUACGGAGUUGGUACGACGCUUGGCUCUCUUUAUAAACCAAUUGGUAGCUUAACACUAUUAGUUAUGAGGUUUGUAUAAUCUUUACAUCUUUGUUAAUGUUGUAUUUGGGAACCUUUUUAAUGCAAUUUAUGCUGUAUUUACAAGAUAAAUUAAAUUGAACCUUUCAUUUUUCUCA
This is a messenger RNA of Capsella rubella, 1120 nucleotides long. Its product is annotated as probable carboxylesterase 2. Gene Ontology annotation, molecular function: hydrolase activity. The transcript is spliced from 2 exons. The record is from RefSeq and is a predicted model, not a curated record. Lineage: Eukaryota; Viridiplantae; Streptophyta; Magnoliopsida; Brassicales; Brassicaceae. The coding region runs from base 53 to 997 and encodes 314 amino acids.